Metopolophium dirhodum (rose-grain aphid) is the source of this 522-nucleotide messenger RNA. RefSeq lists its product as uncharacterized. The record is from RefSeq and is a predicted model, not a curated record. NCBI's taxonomy places the organism in Eukaryota, Metazoa, Arthropoda, Insecta, Hemiptera, Aphididae. The coding region runs from base 1 to 522 and encodes 173 amino acids. The transcript is spliced from 2 exons.
AUGGAGUGGAGUAAAUCUAUAACAACAGAUUUCAUCGAGAUGUACCAAUCCAAACCAUGUUUAUGGAAAAUAAGCUCUGUUGAGUAUAAGAACAAAAAUUUAAAGUCUGUUGCUUAUAAUGAACUUAUGGCAUUUCUCAAAUCUAAAGGAUUGGCUAGUGCUUCUGUAAAAGAAGUGAAAUGUAAAAUUCAAAAUAUCAGGAGAAUGGUUAGAAAGGAAAGAUCAAAAGUAGAAGCAUCUAGGAGAAGUGGAAAAGGUACAGAUGACCUGUAUACUCCAACAUUGUGGUAUUAUGAUCUCUUAUCCUUUGCAAAUGAUAUGGACCCACUUCCAUCAAUUGAUAACCUAGGAGGUACUAGUGAUUGUAAUAACGAAAUAGAUGUAGAAAAUGACUGUAACAAUUUAGAUUUGACUGAAAAUAAUUCACAAUAUUGUGAACAAGAUGUUUACAGUGACAUAUCCAAUACAAAUGUUGGUCAAAAUCAUGUAAGUUUUUUUCAACAAAUUAAAAAUGAAAACUAG